AUGUUUUACGAGGAGUUCUAUGAAAAGUUUGUAUCCGGAUGGAAUUGUACAGAGUGCUACAGAAGAUAUAAAGAAUUUGCGAAGGAGAAUGAAUUCUUUGCAUGUAGUUCAAAUGUAUUUGGUGGCAAGAUGAGAGAAUUUGUGAAGAGAAGUAGAAAGCGAGACGGUUCUGCAAGAAGUUAUAUUUACGAAGCAAGUAUGAUAUUAGAAGGUCGUGGAAAGAAAGAAACAGUGAAUUAUGAGGAAGUGCUUGAAAAAUUCAUGGAGUACAUGGGAAGCAAUAUAACAUACAACAAAGACAUAUACAGUGAGUUUAAGUACUACUGUGAACAGCAUGAGAUUGAAGUAAUGAGUAAAGGAGACUUUGAAACGCUUAUGAAAGACAGUAAGGAGGUCGUUCAUGAGAACAGUGUUGAAAUAGUUCAUGAGAACAGUGAGGAGGUCAUACAUGAAUGCAAUGAUGAAAUAGUUCAUGAGAACAGUGAGGAGGUCAUACAUGAAUGCAAUGAUGAAAUAGUUCAUGAGAACAGUGAGGAGGUCAUACAUGCAAUAAUGAAAUAG
Messenger RNA from Trichomonas vaginalis G3, 561 nucleotides. RefSeq lists its product as uncharacterized. Bases 1 to 561 code for a protein of 186 amino acids. The record is from RefSeq and is a predicted model, not a curated record. The transcript has a single exon. Lineage: Eukaryota; Parabasalia; Trichomonadida; Trichomonadidae.